UGCGUGUCAACAGCACAGAUUUCCACGCGCAGAGUGAGUCAGUGCGCGUAUAUUCAUUCACAGUGAUUGUAGAAAUGCGCAAUUCCGUGCGGCGACGGCUGGCGAGCUGGAAAACCCCACUGGAAUUACAAAUCCUGUAUUUGGAUCAAUUCUAACGGAUUAUCUGAGUGAACAUAAGAUUACAGUCAUGCUACAUUUAAUCUGCCUCCUGUGCCUCGUGGACAUAUCUGAUGCAGUCAUGGAUCUCACAAUGACCUCUAACGGGGCCACAUCUGCUCAUCAUUUCCGCCUCUCUUGCGUUUCUGGAGAGUGUGAUACAGACGGGAUUCAGCUGAGCAUCACAAAGGACAACAGCAUUGUCCUUCGUGCAGAUUCGCCACAUUUUGAUGUGCAGAGACCACAGACUAAAGAAGUGGUGGCUACUGGAUUUACAGGCUUUGACCACAGUGGGAUUUUCUACUGUCACUCAAAAAGGGGCUCUGACCAACCUGGCAGUGUUACUCUCAUCAACAACUACAGCAAAGACCACUUUAAACCAGUGAGAGUCACUCUGACGGCCAGUAAAGGAGACAAAGUGAAACUAAUCAUGGAUGUUGUUGGGACAGAAAGACGAGACAUUGCUUGGAAAUUCAAUGGUAACUACUACUACAUGACUCCUAUUGCUGAUGUUCAAAACCGCACAGCAGUUCUGGAUCUGAUGAAAGUUGAUGAAAGCCAUACAGGAAUUUACAGUGUCAGCUAUGUUGGGGACAGUGCUCUUUAUAGUGCCUGGAUCCGCCUCAUCGUUCGUGAAUGUCCAAAGAAUAAAUGGGGCUCAGACUGUGACAAAGACUGUCCCGAAUGCUUGAAUGGAGGCGUGUGCCAUGAUAAAAAUGGAGAUUGUGUUUGCCCACCGGGGUUUAUGGGAAUGCGCUGUGAGACAGCCUGUCGUGAAGGAAUGUUUGGUAGGAACUGCCAGGAAUCCUGUAAAUCGGAGAAUGGAUGCCAGGGCUUGAGUUUCUGUCUCACGGAUCCUUACGGCUGUUCUUGUGCCAGCGGCUGGCAUGGAGAUCACUGUCGUAAACCCUGUCUUGAAGGAAUGUACGGCGCUGACUGUCUUUUAAGUUGCAACUGCAAGAACAAAGGCAAAUGCAAUCGAUUCAGUGGCUGCCAAUGUCCUACAGGCUGGAGAGGGCAAUACUGUGAGAAAUCAGAUCGUGCACCAGAGAUUUUGGACAUGGCUAGUAACCUGGAGGGAAACUUGAACUCCAGCCACAAGAUCACAUGUUCUGCAACAGGCUAUCCACUGCCAAGCCAUAUGAGUAUUGAGCUACGCAAGCUGGAAAGCAUCGUUCUUAAGGCAUCACACACUACCAUGGACUCCAAAAAAAGCACAGCUCACUUUGAGAUCCCAAGGCUGUCUGCAGAGCAUAAUGGUCUGUGGGAAUGUCGAGUCUCCACCUAUGGUGGGCAGGAUUCCUUCAAGUUUAUCUUAACUGUGAAAGAGCCACCCUACCCAACCACUGCUCCUAAACUGCUGUCUAGGAGUAGCAAACAGCUGGUUGUAAAGCCAGUGGACACUUAUGUGGGUGACGGUCCCAUUGUUUCCACUAAGCUACUUUACAAGCCAGUGGAUACAGAAGACUCCUGGUCCUCCAUUAUAGUGUAUGGCAGUGAUCAAAUCACUUUACCGAAUUUGAAGCCCUCAACCAGAUACCAUGUCCGUGUACAACUCGCUCGCCAAGGGGAAGGAGGAGAAGGUCCUUUGGGUCCAGAGGCAAUCAUGGAGACUGACUGUCCAGAAGAGACUAUCUUACAGUUCAACUCUGGGACUCUCACACUGACCCGACGACCAAAGCCUUCCACGGAGCCCCUUACCUAUCCCAUACUGGAGUGGGAGGACAUUAAGUUUGAGGAUGUCAUUGGAGAAGGGAACUUUGGUCAGGUCAUCAAGGCCAUGGUCAAAAAAGAUGGCAUAAAAAUGAGUGCUGCGAUUAAAAUGCUCAAGGAGUUCUCCUCAGAGAAUGACCAUCGAGACUUUGCCGGUGAAUUAGAAGUGCUGUGUAAAUUGGGACAGCAUCCAAACAUAAUAAAUCUAAUAGGUGCCUGUGAAAACAGAGGUUACCUUUACAUUGCCAUUGAAUAUGCACCGUACGGAAAUCUUUUGGACUUCCUAAGAAAGAGUCGUGUCCUAGAGACCGAUCCUGCUUUUGCUAAAGAGCACGGAACUGCCUCCACACUCACCUCCCAGCAGCUCUUGCAGUUUGCUGCUGAUGUAGCAACUGGCAUGCAUUACCUUGGUGACAAACAGACACCCAACCAUCUGUCUUGGUUUUUCAGGUGGUCUUUUGGAGUUCUUCUGUGGGAAAUUGUAAGUUUAGGUGGGACUCCAUACUGUGGGAUGACCUGUGCUGAGCUCUAUGAGAAGCUUCCUCAGGGCUACAGAAUGGAGCAGCCCAGGAACUGUGAUAAUGAAGUGUAUGAACUUAUGAGGCAGUGCUGGCGAGACAGACCCUAUGAGCGACCGCCAUUUUCACAAAUAUCUGUCCAGCUCAAUAGGAUGCAAGAGGCACGGAAGGUCUAUGUCAACAUGGCUCUCUUCGAGAACUUCACUUAUGCUGGAAUAGAUGCUACAGCUGAAGAGGCCUGACUACCAACCCCCCCAGACCCAAGAAGGGUUCAUAACCCAAGGGAGGCUCAUCAUAGUAGGGCUUCGCGCUACUGUCACUCCCCUGUGGUCAGGUUCCAUUGUUCAAAGAGACACUCCACCAAAACCACAUGGCUAUAGAGAACAGACUGUGAAAGGACACUCUUAUGAGCUGUGACUCUAGAUUCUAGAAGGAUUCAUAUCUCAGGACUUGUUGGAUUACUCAAGAGGAAAUGGAACCUACAAUACAAGCUACAGAUGUAGCACACUGGGUCUGUGGGGAUCUGGACCAUGCACUGGACUUCUUUUCCAUCUUUUAUUGGGAGAAUCAUUGUGUGAGGUUGUUCAAAUGUACAUUAAUCAAACACAGUUUAUUCCGUGGACAAAAACGGCAGUAUUAUUCAAUGUAGCACUUGAGAAAGCGAUGUAUUGUCCUUAUUGAAACUCAUUUGUUUAGCUUGAGUGAGUUCUGUACAUAAUGUUUAUGUUGUUUAUCAGACCGUAAAAAGCCACUAAAGAUCUUUAUUUAUGUUUUUUUUUUACGUAUGACAUAUGUAUGACACGCUAUAGCUAU
This is a messenger RNA of Sinocyclocheilus grahami, 3200 nucleotides long. Its product is annotated as tyrosine-protein kinase receptor Tie-1-like. The transcript is spliced from 18 exons. Bases 188 to 2629 code for a protein of 813 amino acids. Gene Ontology annotation, molecular function: transmembrane receptor protein tyrosine kinase activity; protein binding; ATP binding. Gene Ontology annotation, cellular component: signaling receptor complex; plasma membrane. The record is from RefSeq and is a predicted model, not a curated record. Lineage: Eukaryota; Metazoa; Chordata; Actinopteri; Cypriniformes; Cyprinidae. Gene Ontology annotation, biological process: cell surface receptor protein tyrosine kinase signaling pathway; positive regulation of angiogenesis; multicellular organism development.